This is a messenger RNA of Jatropha curcas, 2852 nucleotides long. RefSeq names its product Tetratricopeptide repeat (TPR)-like superfamily protein (gene OTP70). The record is from RefSeq and is a predicted model, not a curated record. Lineage: Eukaryota; Viridiplantae; Streptophyta; Magnoliopsida; Malpighiales; Euphorbiaceae. Gene Ontology annotation, molecular function: RNA binding; protein binding. Gene Ontology annotation, biological process: RNA modification. Gene Ontology annotation, cellular component: intracellular membrane-bounded organelle.
CAAAUUAGGAACGACAGUGAAUCGGGUACGGGUCCCAUUUUUUAAUACCCCUACGAGAUAAAACAGAAUGUACCUGCCUCAUCAUCCGCCCGCAACCAGUAGGGAAAAGUUUUUCUCCAAUGAAACUUUUCCGGAAUCUGGAGAAAUCUACCGGGCCAGAUUAUACAGAAUCUCCACCACCGUCACGGUAAUCCUUGAUUAUAUCACCAUUUCUCGACAAGUAAAAGACGAUUGUCGACCGAUAUGUUAACAAUGAAAAUUCUUUCAGUAUCCUCCAUCGAAUCCAUUCUGCAUAGAAUUUUCCAUACUAGUAAUUUUUGAUCGAACUUGAACUUGAAAUCUGCGAAUUAGUGCUUCAAAUACCAGUUAUUGUACAUGAUCGGUGGGACACAAAAAAUGGACGGUGAAUAUCAAUGGGUCCACAAAUUUGCAUUGAUACGUACACCGUUGAUCUGUCUCCAACAUAUGUAUAAAUAAAUGCUCCGUUGUAGUUCUCUCCCUCUAUUUUGUCUUUCCUCUUCAUUCUUCAAUACCCUUUGAGAAAAUGGCCACCAUUCUUCGACCACCAACUUUCCACACACCUCCAAGGACCCUCUGUUCUAAUAGAAGCAAGAAAAGCAGGAAACGGAGACAAUUAGAACGAAGACAGAGACAAUUUUACCAAAACAGAAAUGGCAGCACCCUCUCUUUCCCAAAUUCAUCCCCAACCCCACUCCUAAUCAAACAAAAACCAUACACUCUAACUAAGCUAGAAGCUUUAGAGAAUGUCGUUAAAGACAUUGAAUCCUCUGUCGAAAAGGGCAUAAAAAUCGAUACUCAAAUCUUCUCUUCCCUCCUAGAAACCUGCUACCAGUUAGAUGCUAUUGGUCAUGGUAUCAGGAUUCACCAGCUAAUACCCACUAACCUUUUACGUAAAAACACGGGCAUCUCAUCGAAAUUGCUGAGGUUGUAUGCGUCAUGUGGGCAAAUGGAUGAAGCUCACCAGUUGUUUGACCAAAUGUGUAAGAGAGAUGAGUCGGCUUUUGCGUGGAAUUCGCUCAUUGCUGGAUAUGCUGAAUUGGGUCUAUAUGAAGACGCCAUCGCGCUUUACUUUCAAAUGGAAGAGGAAGGUGUUGAACCAGACCAGUUUACCUUUCCUCGCGUGUUGAAAGUUUGUGGGGGACUCGGUAUGAUUCAAGUUGGGGAGGCAGUACAUAGGGAUAUAGUCCGAUUGGGGUUGGCAAAUGAUGAGUUUGUUCUAAAUGCGCUUGUUGAUAUGUACGCAAAAUGUGGUGACAUUGUUAAGGCUCGAAGGAUAUUUGACAAGAUUUCUUGUAAGGUCUCUGUUUCGUGGAAUUCCAUGCUUACGGGUUACCUUCGUCAUGGGCUCCUAGUAGAAGCAUUGGCGAUCUUUCGGAGCAUGCUUCAAGCAGGAGUUGAGUUGGAUUCAGUGGCAAUUUCCUCGGUUCUUGCAAAAGUAACUUCUUUAAAGCUGGGAGUUCAAAUCCAUGGAUGGAUUCUUAGGAGAGGAAUGGAAUGGGAUUUGUGCAUUGCUAAUUCUUUGAUUGUUGUGUACUCAAGCAAUGGGAAGUUGGAUCAAGCUCGUUGGUUGUUUGAUAAUAUGCUGGAGAGGGAUGUUGUAUCGUGGAAUUCUAUAAUUUCUGCUCAUCAUAAGGACCCUGAGGUACUAACUUACUUUGAGAGGAUGGAGAAAGAUGGUGUUUUGCCAGACAAUAUCACAUUUGUGUCGAUACUAUCUGCCUGUGCUCAUUUAGGGCUAGUAACGGAUGGCGAAAGGUUGUUUUCAUUGAUGAGCGAAAAGUAUGGAAUAAAACCAAUCAUGGAACACUAUGCUUGUAUGGUAAAUCUCUAUGGGAGAGCAGGAUUAAUCAAAGACGCUUAUGCCAUAAUAGCAAAUAAAAUGGAAUUUGAUGCUGGUCCAACUGCGUGGGGAGCAUUGUUAUAUGCUUGUUACCUCCAUGGAAAUGUAGAUAUUGGAGAGAUCGCUGCUCAAAGUCUUUUUGAGCUGGAGCCAGACAAUAAACACAAUUUUGAGCUUUUGAUGAAGAUUUAUAGUGAUGCAGGCAGGUUGGAGGAUGUUAAAAAAGUGAAAACUAUGAUGGUGGAUCGAGGAUUGUGAUAAUAAGAGCGUACAGAAAUACUUUUGGCAUGUUCAAACGCCCAGAAGAGGAAGGAAUGUUUUGUGUAAUUAGCCAAGCUGCUGCUAUUUGCUUUUUUAACUGACUUGCAUCUUCAUCAGGACUUGGGAUCCGUAUCCAGAUCCAGCAGCUGUAUUGCAAUUGGCCGUCGACCUAAUGUCUGAAAUUAGUCUAAAUGCAGUUACUAUUAUCAAAUAUUAAAUUCCAUAAGCAAACAGUGGUGCAGAGUCAACAUAAACGGUGAGUUUUCCUCACCAUACGCGUCAGUAUUAUCAAUGUAGAUCAACAAAAUAAAAAUGGUUAAUUUCUAUAGUCAACCAUUAGUUAAUCCGAUGAUCACGGAUAGGUUUUUUCUUGCUUGGCUUGCUAUUAUUAGGUUCCAGUAACAAAAAACAUAUUCUAAUUUUAAAUUUUUAUUUUUAUUUUAUUUUGGUACGUACUGUUUAAGAAUAUAGUACUCUCUUAUAAUUUUUUUAUCGGAUUCCCGUGGGUAGGAUAAGUCAAGAACUUCCCUGACCCAGAAAUCCAAUACAAUCUGCCUCUAUUUCGUCCCCAAAAAAAGGAGAGAGUAAAUGACAUUAUAUUAGCUAGCCGGUGCAAGGGCACUGCAUUUAUUUUUUUACUUAAAUUUAUUUAUUUUUAAUAUUAUAUGCUCACUAUAAGUGCACACGGCGCAAGUUAGCCAGUACCCACUGCACUAGUAAAACCCCUGUA